AUGCCGGCGGAGCUGCUCGAAACCCCUCCGGGCGGUAUUAUCCGAGGGGCGGCAGCGGGCCCCUCCGCGUUCCCUCGCCGCCUCCCUUCGGGACUUGUGGAGCCGUCAGCCUCCUCGCGGACCCCGGUGGCGGCUGUGGUGGCCGCAGCUGUCCUCGAUGAGGAGGAGGAGGAGGAGGAGGAGGUGGGGCGGCCGCGCCCACAGGUGCUGGCUCGCCCUCCGCAACAGACGACGACGACGUGUAUCCUCCCUCCCUCCCUCAGCCUUUCGGGUCAAGUCAGGGCGCGCGCGACGGAGCCCCCUGGCCGCCGCCUUCUCCCGGGCUCCUUGCCCUUCUUCGCUCCGUCUUCAAUCCGCAGUGGGAUAAUUCCCGUCCUCCUACAGCUAUCCGCUCCUUCUGCCCGUUGGUGGGGCCGCUUGUAGCUGGCAGCUCCGUCGACCGAGCGCUUGCCCGGCGGCGCCUCUUCCUCCUCUGCCACUGUUUUGCUUUUUAUAUAUAUAUAGUGAGGAGGGGGCUCCGAGGGCGAAGCCUGCGUCCCGUUCCCGCCCUCUUCUUCCCUCUCUCUCUCUCUGUGUGUUUCUUGUCUUUUCCCGCUCGCUUUGGCGACGGCUGGAGCGCGGGUGGGAGAGACGCCAAGCGUCGCGCGCGCGCGCUCCAAAUUCGGACGGCACGCGGCUGCUUGUCGUCGGCUGCGUCCCCUCCUUCUCCUCCUCUCCCGGCUGCGGCUUUUUCCGCGGGGGUGGGGGCAAUGUGCGCGCCUCAAAAGAAUCACACCGCACGGGCGCGUGUGCGCGCGGACGGGGAAGCGGCCCCCUCCUCCCUCGAGGCCGGACUGCGCGCAAAGUUGAACGCGCCUUUGCAAAAGCGCGCGUCGCGACGCCUUCGGUGCCGGGGCGAACGUUUUAAAGAACCUGUUUGUUGUUGUUUUAAAAAAAAAGUCUGCUCCAACGCUGCCACUUUCUGCCCGCUGCAGAAAAAGGGGCUGCUGGUAGUGAAAGAGAGCGGGGAUCCGCCCAGCAUAGCAGUUUUUCCUCCUAGCACUGGAAAAGAGGGGUUGGUUAAAAGGGGGGGUGUCCCCAAAUGAAGUCCCUCUAACCAGCGGCCCACCUCGCCUGUCGCUUACAUAGCCUCCCAACAUUUCUCUGCUGAAAAUAGAGACGUCCUGUUCCAUGAUAAUGUGAUUUAUACCUCGCCCAUUGAGUGGGUUGCCCCACUAUAGGAGGCUUCCUAUACUGUAUAAAAACAUAAUAUAACAUUAAAGAUUUAAAAACAACAACAACAACAACAACAACAACAACAAAGCCCCUUCCCUAUACAAGGCAGACUUCAGAUGUCUUCUGAAGGUUGUACAGUUACUUAUCUCCUUUGCUUGGGGUUGAAUAAUGCCAUUCCCUCCUAUGAAAGCAGGGACGUUCUACCAUACCACCCAACAUUUCUCCAGUGAAAAUAGGGGCAUCCCAAGGAAAAGCAGGGCACUCUGGGAUUUAAUUGGAAACCGGCUUCUGUAAAUUCAGGACUGUCCCUAAAAAAUAGGUACACUUUGGAACGUGCAAGCAAGAGAAGGCUCCUUCCUUCCUACCUUUCUCUGGCUUGUCCUCUCUGGGCAGAACCCUCAGGCUGGAUUGGUCCUGUGCCCAGGAAGCCAUGAUGGUUGCAGGAUUUGUCCAUCUGGGAGUAAGUAAGGGAGGGAACAAAUGUGGACUCCUCAUGCUGUCUCACUUGCCACACUUGGGGAUGUGGCAGGAAGAAUUUGGCUCACACUGGACUGAAUCCCUCCCUGCUGUAAUGCCCAGGGGGCAAACUCAAGUGGACCAUUGAGAUGAUGAGGUGGCCAACUCUUUGUGUCGCAGGAUGCAGAAAGAGCAAAGAGGGCAAGUGGGUAGAGAAGAAGAAGAAGAAGAGGAGGAGGAGGAGUUUGGAUUUGAUAUCCCGCUUUAUCACUACCCGAAGGAGUCUCAACGCGGCUAACAAUCUCCUUUCCCAUCCUCCCCCACAACAAACACUCUGUGAGGUCAGUGGGGCUGAGAGACUUCAAAGAAGUGUGACUAGCCCAAGGUCACCCAGCAGCUGCAUGUGGAGGAGCGGAGAAGCGAACUCGGUUCACCAGAUUACAAGUCUACCGCUCUUAACCACUACACCACACCGGUGACUGUCUUCACUCUCUUCCAAGGCAGCACAACAGGCCAGUUCCUCCCCACUGUGGUGGCAUGGUGAGCAAAAGGAGGAGAUAGGAUAAGUCUUCAGUUGCUUGCACACUUCCCCUCCUAGACAGUAGCAGAGCUUAGAGGACAAGGCACUACAGGGGUGGGUGGCACAGCAGAGCCCACCUGGGGAGUGAGCACCCACCCUCCACUCCUUCACAGCUCCUGCCAGAGGAUAGGGGAAACAGGAGAAAACCAGGACUUUAAUUGUAUGUGUGGAUACAAUUGGAUACAACUUCAACCUUCAGGAAAGGAUUCUUUGGUUAAUGGAAAACAGAAAGAUGGGUUAACACCACUGGGACAUGGAAAAUUAAUAUAGAGAUUUAAUAGCCACCCAGAGUGGCUGGGGAAACCCAGCAAGAUGGGCGGGGUAUAAAUAAUAAAAUUAUUAUUACUAUUCAUAUUAUUAUUAUUGGGCCAGAAUCAUGCUCAAGCCUUCAGUCCUAUGUACAUUUACUUGGAGCAAAUUAUUAUCAACUCUGUAGAGCCUACAUUGCAGAAAGCAUGCACAAUGUAGGCUUAAAUUUAAAAACAGCAAUUGGUAAUACAUUUUUAAAUAGAGUGGGGAUGAGGCUAAGUCCUGUCAGAAAGGCCUGCCAGAUCAUAAACAUUUUUUAAAAAAAUAUUUAGUUUUUUUCAGAUUUUGAAAUUUACAAACAAUUAUCAAACAACCAACAUAGAAAGGGAAUUCUGAAGAGUCUCCCUCCUCCUCUUUGUGGGUCCUUAUAUUAACCUUUUCCUCCUUCAUCUUGUCUAUUAAUCCAAAUCUAUUAAAUCUCCAUUAUAACUAAAAGUUAAUAUUCUUUUGGUCUUUUUUUGCCAUUUUGGCAUAGUCCAUCAACUUAAUCUGCCAUUCUUCUCUGGUAGGGACUCUGUCUUCUUUCCAUCUCUGGGCUAGUAACAUCUCUGGCCUAGCCAGAUCAUAAACAUUUUGGGAACUGAGUGCUAUUGAUUUUGAUUGGACCUAAUAAGUGUGCAUUAUAUUCAUGAAACAUAUUAGUAGGAAGUAAUUCUCACUUAUGAGAUGCCGGUGGCGCUGUGGUCUAAACCACUGAGCAUCUUGGGCUUGCUGAUCAGAAGGUUGGCAGUUUGAAUCCCCACGACGGGGUGAGCUCCCAUUGCUCAGUCCCAGCUCCUGCCAACCUAGCAGUUCAAAAGCACACCAAAAAUGCAAGUAGAUAAAUAGGUACCGCUCUGGUGGGAAGGUAAACGGCGUUUCCAUGCGCUGCUCUGGUUUCUCCAGAAGCGGCUUAUGGUAGUUAUGCUGGUGACAUGACCCGGAAAAACUGUCUGCGGACGAACGCCGGCUACCUUGGCCUGUAAAGCGAGAUGAGCGCUGCAACCCCAGAGUUACUUACAGUAACUGUCAGGGGUCCUUUACCUUUACCUUUAAUUCUCACUGAAUUCAAUGCAACUUUCUCCUGGAGUCCCAAGCUAAGUGUGAUAAGAAUUGCACUAUCACCGUUUCAUCCCAUGCAUAUUGCCUAGAUGUUAACCACCACCAACUUAAUAAAGACAACAACUGUGCAUUGGACUUCAGCCUGAAAGUAUGCAUAUAUACUUGGAUGCAAUUUCCAUUGAGCAGACAUGGCAUCAGGGCAGGCACCAUUUGUAAGUUGAUGAGGGUCCAUUCCAUCAGACAGAGCCAUCUCUGACCCUGCUGCCAGCCCAAAAUACAAGUUACUGCCAGGUGGGUGCAGUUGUCCUCUUAGCCAUGGUGCCUAGGUGGUUAUGGCUGGCACCCCACAGCUAUUAUUGUGGGAGUGGGACACAGUUUUUAUUGAUGUUUCGCAACUUUAACCUGUUGCAGGAUCUUAGCCAGAUCCAGUUGAAUAUAGCAGAGCAUAUGCAGACUUCCAGAAGCAAUCAGUUGCAGGCAGGUAGAAUGACGCAGGAACAAGAUGCUGCUACCAGUAACUUGGUUACUUAG
This is a messenger RNA of Podarcis lilfordi (Lilford's wall lizard), 4132 nucleotides long. Lineage: Eukaryota; Metazoa; Chordata; Lepidosauria; Squamata; Lacertidae. The record is from the annotation of a GenBank genome assembly.